GAGACGAGAGACCAUCGGCCCCGGUGGCUGCUGUGUGAAGGUGAUCGCUGUGAGAGUCAUUGGCAAUUUUUUUAAUACAAAUUAACGAGUCAGUGAAAGGGCACAGGGGAGGAAGCGUGGACGUUACCCGGUGUGUGUGAAAUGCAGUUCCCGGUGGAUUUCUUGGUGGACACAUCUCACGAAGUCCUGGAGAGAACGGCCAGAUCGUACCUGGACAACCUACUCCACUGCCACCCAAACAACCCCGAAUACUUCAAGCUCCCCAAUGGCCGCAAGGUCCCGAUAACAGCAACUUCGGUUGGUUUUGUUUUGCUCUAUGGUGUAAGCUCCCAGCACAAGCUUCUUGCUUUGUUUUCUCCCGAAGAUGCAUUCACAGCUGUGGCGUUUUACCUGGACGAUGACUGGUGGGCAGUGGAAGAGAUUCUGAAGACAGCAGACCCCACCCGAAAUGGUAUCAUACAGGUUCGGAGUGUGGGUGAGCGCUUGGUUCUCUACACGCUCAAUCGCCUCGUGUACCGCACGCGGGAGAUGGAUGCUGCCGAGUGGACCUUCCUCUGCCACUCCCCCACCGAGCACGCGAAGCUGCUUUGGCAAGACGGUGAAGCCGUGGGCUUUUACAGCGUCAAGCCCACAGGGAGUCUCUGCACGAGCUUCGUGAGCCUCCACUAUAAGCUGCCCGUGCUGGACUCCAUGUUCGUGACGCGGAAAUGUCGCGGGCAACGCCUGGGCCUCCUCAUGCUGCAAGACUUCACACGGAGCUUCCCCGACGAUCAGCUGGGCCUCAAGUACCCAUUGCCUCCUGCCAUGUGCCGAGUGGUGGAAAGAUAUUUGCAGCAGUACCCGGAUGAGCUGGACCUACUGUGGGAGGUGCAGGCCCCUGGUGAUCCGUACCAGCGGGUGAAUGUGUGGAAGAAGCUGCAGAGUACGCCGAUCCCCCAGCAGAAGCCGAGGAGAGAGAACUGCACUGACAUCGCAGACACCCCAGUGGAGAGGCAAAGCGUGGCCAUACAAACAUCCGCAGAGGAGGUCAUGCAAGCACAUGCUCCUCCUUCGAAUGAUGGAGAUCAGCUGUUACAGAGCGAUGCAGACGAAGAGCUACCAGGAGAUGACAUCGAGAAACAGUCACCCUCCAGCAAUGAGGAAUCAUUAAUCUCCAAUGGUGCAGAUGACGAAGUCACAGCUGAAGACACAGGAGAAGAUCUGCCCACGGAGGACAAAGAGGUGGUUGUCAAAGAUGACGAAACGCCAACACUUGUUGAAGAUAAAGAGCAAUUGCCAACAGAUGACAACAAGGAGUUAACGCCGCUCGCAGAUGAUACGGAAAACGAGCCGCCCAUGAAAAAUGUCGCAGAAGAGAUGUCCUCUGAAGAUGAAGAGGAGGAGGAGGUGCAUAUGGAGGAAGCGGAAGAGGAAGAAGAACUGCCCAUUAGUGAUGGUGAUGCAAAGCCACUCAAUACUCCAGAGCAUAACAGCCAGGAAGGGUCUCCGUUGGGGUAUUCUAUUCCUGUGAUGGUGAUUCAAGAUGAAGAUGGAAAUAUGCUGAGUGAGGAGGAGGAAGAUGAGGAGUCAAUCUCAACGACACAAAAAUCAGCAACCAGAUCAAACCCAGCGCAGUCCGUCGACUCUGGGAUCGAGGAAACCCCGAUCGUUAUUAAGGAGAGAGAUGUGAAGCACAAACGGCUCCACUCGGAGGAGCUCUUCGUGUGUCUCUCCGAGGUGCUGGCAGGACAGGAGUCUCCCAAGAACAGCUCAAACGCCGGCAGAAAAUUAAAGCGAAUAAAGCUCGAACAGAAAGACGAGAACAAUCAGCAAGUUGAAAUCGAGAUCCACACGUCCGAUGUGGUGUUGGUGGAUGACUCUGAAGAGGAGGAUGAGGAGGAACCCAGUGACAUCGUGGCCCUGGGCCCAGGGGAGGUGGCAGCAUUAACAGAAAACGACGAAGGGCCGGCCGCUGCUCCAGGUGUGGAGACGGACCAUGUGGAGGGAGACUGCGUGCAGGGAGACACCAGCAACGCUGCUAUGGAUGCAAGUGGAUCAGACGAAGCAGCAGCGGAGCAAGACAACGGUGAAAAUAAACAAGUGGUCUCCACUCAGUCCAGCCAAACCCUUGCCAAUGAGAACAUAGACACCUCCGUUGCUGCCAACGUUCCUCCACCCACUGCUGAGCAACCUCAGCGAGACGGCGCUCUCAGCUACACGGAAGAUGACCCAACCCAGAAGGAAGCCUCAGAGGCAGAUGCAGAGGAGCAAAUAUCUAUCACCGAGGAGGAACAAGUGGCGAAUGAAGCUACCCCCACCAAUACUGAUGCUGCCUCCGACACCCCCGUCAAGGAGAAUAUCGUGAAGAAGAAGGCCAAGGCUGGAGAGAUGAGCUCCCCUGUCGUGGCUCUGCAGAAGCCAAACACCAGGAAUAAAUUUAAGAAUACCAGGUCAAGCAAAAAGCGUGGGAUGCUCAUGAGUGACUGAGAGAUUAUUUUGUGCACGGUGCCCAUUUUAGGUUGUGCUUAAAAUGUUAAAGUGUAAUAAUCUGUAAAAGGAUGCUGUACCUUUUGCCCUUUAUAUUGAACUAGAAUUUGUCAAAUGCAGACGUUUUAUUUUACCGGUAGUACUGAAGUGUUGCAAAACCAAUUGAUAGUUUAUACAAUUUAUUAUUUUUGUUGUCGUAUUGCCAUGUAACACUAACCUAGUGAGUUCCAUUUUGCAGCUUCACUUUUCCUUGUUACAGCUGUGCCAGCCUAAACAUUGCACAUUUGCAAAGGAUUGUAUAGGAGAGUAAAAGGAAUGGCGCCAGAGGGGGGGGGGGGGUCCCUUUACGUACAAGCUUUUGUUGGGUUUCAAUUAUUGCCUCUAAACAAAAAUGGUCAUAUUUUGAUCGUGGCUUUUUUUGGCUCAAAGUACAGCGAGGGGCAGUGUUAUGCAAACUGAUUAGAAGGUGAAGCUUUGCAGUCCAUUGGAAAUUUAUUAAUUUGCAUUUUUGCCAUGACCUCGCCUAGAAAUCUAGCAUUGAGCUGCUCAUGUGUAGGAUCAUAAAUCAUGUGUAGGAUAAUAAAUCAUGUGUAGGAUAAUUAAUCAUGUGUCUGCACAGUCGCCCUCCAAGAGUGAGGUCAGAUUCUCAGUAUUAGUCCAUGGGCCAGAGCAGGAAAACUUGAGUCGUACUUAUGUAUUCAUACGACGACUAAUAGUGAAUUAUUUGAUAACCCACUCAUUUUAAAUAGUCAUCACAAAAUCUACGUUAUUGGAACCACUAAAGCCAUGCCACCUCAAGUGGUACAAAUUAAAUAUCUCUUGCCUGGGUUCUUGGACUAAAUGGAACGACUGGUGUUCACUGUGCAAUUGUGCUCACCUCACUAACGUAAUGGCUAUUCAAUUUCUAACCUUAAAAUGGGAUUUGUUAAUGUAGAAUAUACUUAAAUGAUCAUCAGUACUGUAGUUUUGUCCUUCCCAGCAUUUCUAACAAAGCCGUCGUCUGAAUAUAUCACCUAUUGUGUCCAUCGUGUCUUGUGGUGGUCCUUAAAACGGUAAAGAACAUCACACGACAAAUUUCCUUUACAUAAAAGUGUUAUAAGAAUUUUUUAAAGUGUGAAUCCUUUGAGUUUAGAAUAAACAUUUACAAAUACUGUUUAAAACAUAAGGUGACAGUCCUACAGGUGUCUGUUGUAUAAUGGCGUACUAACAAUUUUUUAGUCCUGCUAGAAUUUAAUUGUACUCGCUGAGAUAUGGAUCAUAUGUUCACAGGAAGUAUUUUGGAUAGCAGAAAUCCUAAAAUUAGAACGGCAAGGCAUAUGCUUGGGUCUUUCGGUAAAGUCACGUAGAUAGGUUCAAAGAAAAUAAUAAAAAAAAAUCUACGUUUCGAUUGCAAUACAAGCGGUCGAAACGUCGUAGUUUUUUUGUUAUUUUCUUUGAACCUAUCUACGUGACUUUACCAAAAGACCCAAGCAUUUGAAUUUCUGCAGUCACAAAAGCUUUACGUCAAGAUAUAACGAUAAUGUUUCUCAACGAAGUCCAUAAGUCCUAAAUGUUUUAAGAUGAUCAACGUUUUCAUUGCUUUCAUUUAAAAUGCUUAAGACUUGGUAACCUACCAAUUUUACUGAUGAAAGUUUUUUUGUGAUAUACCGAGAUGCACAGCCAUUUCACAUUUCUGUACUCGCAUGGGGUUUUGUUUUUUCAGACAAAUAAAGAGAACAUGUCCAAGUA
This is a messenger RNA of Lethenteron reissneri (Far Eastern brook lamprey), 4194 nucleotides long. RefSeq names its product family with sequence similarity 169 member A (gene FAM169A). NCBI's taxonomy places the organism in Eukaryota, Metazoa, Chordata, Hyperoartia, Petromyzontiformes, Petromyzontidae. The record is from RefSeq and is a predicted model, not a curated record.